AUGGAAAGAGAUCAAAAUGAUACUAUCAUAGCACCUUUUCAAGGAAGUAAUGAAAGCUCCUCAGGGAUGACACUGCCAGUAGCAAUGUAUGGACCACCAUCAGGAACUACUACACUUAUACCUCAACCAUUAUCAUACAUACCAUCUUAUGAAACAUCUUUCUUUGAUAAUGCAAAUGAACUAGAGAGAGGAGGAACCCCAAAUAGAAUACCUCGAAGAGUUGCAUUUAAUACAAGUAAUAAUAGGAGGUCUCUAUCCCCUGUUAGAGUAGAAAAUGUUCAACAAUUAGUAGCCUUAACAUUAUCCAGUAAUCAAUCAUCAAGGCCAUCAAAUUUAAGAGUAAUAACUCCAUUAGUAGGAAAUAUAAAUAGUGGAUUAUCAUUGGAAAAUCCUUACAAUUUUUCCCAAACAACUCAAUAUAGUCAUAUAUUUGACUUCUUAGUACCACUUGAUCCUUUCUGA
Molecule: messenger RNA, 462 nt
Organism: Funneliformis caledonium
Lineage: Eukaryota; Fungi; Glomeromycota; Glomeromycetes; Glomerales; Glomeraceae
Source: the annotation of a GenBank genome assembly